AAUUAAAGAACAAAAAUGUAUUACAAUCCUACUAUAAUUGAAAUUCUUAUCUUUAUUGAUUAUAAAAGAUUCAAAUUGAUAAUAACUAAAACUGAACAUAUAAAAGUCAUACCAAAAAACAUAUUUUUCCAUCUGCAGGCGCUCUCUAUAUUUCCGUUGAAUCAUUCCAUAUUUCCUUACCAUUUUUUUUUUAUAUUUCAUUUUCUUUUUAACCUUUUCUGAUUCCUUUGAACCAUGAAUCACAAGAAUCCAUUGAACUACAUUUCUUAAAGCAGAAAACCUAGUAGCAGAAUCAUGUCCACACAAAAGUUUGUACUCAUCGUGUUCUUGAUUUUAGUCUCAGGAAGAGAAGCCAUUGGAGACUUAUUGGACUUCGACAAGGAGGUACUUCUCGAUUUGAGAUCAUUCCUAGAACAGGAGAAUAAAGUUAAUCAACGUGAUUACAACAAAUGGGACCCACAAGCGUCUUCCCCAUGCACAUGGCCGGGAAUUUCAUGCUCCGGCAACCGAGUCGUCGGGAUAAACCUCUCCAACAACAAUAUCGCCGGGAAGAUUUUCAAGAACUUCUCGGCGUUGACGGAGCUUGCCUACCUCGACUUAUCAACCAACAACAUCGGCGGCAGCUUUCCGGUGGAUUUGGGUAACUGUAAAAGCCUCAAAGUAUUGAACUUGUCACACAACAUGAUUGAUAGUGAGCUUAAUUUGACUGGACUUGGUAAUCUGGAAGUUCUUGACUUAUCUGUCAACAGACUCUCCGGUGAUAUUUUCAUGAGUUUUCCGAUGAUUUGCAGCAGUCUGGUGGUUGCUAAUCUCUCGGCAAAUCAUUUCUCCGGUGAAAUUGGAAACUCAAUUGAUGGGUGCCCAAAGCUGGAGUACGUCGAUCUGAGCGCAAAUUAUUUGACCGGAAACCUGUCGUUUGGAUUCCACAGGUUCAAGGGGUUUGCAGUGUGCGAAAACCGGUUAAAUAACGACCUCCAGAACUGGAUUUUCGCAGACAACUGCAGUUUACAGGCGUUGGACCUAUCGGAAAACGCAUUCACCGGAGAAAUCCCGACGACCAUUUCAAAUUGCAAGAAUUUAACAAUCUUGAACCUGUGGGGAAACUACUUUUCUGGGAAAAUUCCAGGAGAGCUUGGAGUAAUUCCAAAUCUUCAACAGCUUUACUUAGGCAACAACACCUUCACCGGCGAGAUUCCGGCGACUUUACUCGGUUUGCAGAACCUGGAGUUCUUGGAUUUAAGCACGAACAAUUUUGGAGGCGAUAUACAAGAGAUAUUUGGCCGGCUAACUCAAGUAAAAACAUUGUUCCUCCAUUCAAACAACUACACCGGCGGGUUAACGUCAUCUGGAAUACUCCGGCUACAGAAUCUAUCAAACCUAGACUUGAGUUACAACAAUUUGUCCGGCGAGUUACCGAUCGAAGUCUCUCAAAUGGAAAGUUUGAAGUUCAUCUUUCUUGCAAACAACCAAUUCUCCGGCAGCAUACCUUCAGAAUAUGGAAACAUGCAAGGACUUCAAGCUCUCGAUCUUUCAAAUAAUCAGUUAACCGGAUCAAUCCCAUCAAGUUUUGGACAAUUGACGUCCCUCUUAUGGUUGAUGAUCGCAAACAAUUCUUUAACGGGUGAAAUACCACCGGAAUUAGGGAAUUGCAGGAGCUUGUUGUGGUUAAAUCUUCAAAACAACAAACUUUCCGGUCAUUUUUCACCGGCGUUAACUAACAUGGGCAAGAACGCGACGCCAACUUUCCUAGUAAACAGACAAGACGCUCUCAUUGCAGACUCAGGAGAAUGCUCGACACUCAGAAGAUGGAUUCCGGCGGAUUACCAGCCAUUCAGUUUUGUGUAUACGCUUCUUAACAUGAAGAAAUGUAAGGAUUUGUGGGAUAAGUUGCUCAAAGGAUACGGGAUUUUUCCGAUUUGUCUCCCUGAAACGAACGUUCGAGUAGAAACAAUAUCCGGAUACAUUCAACUCAGUGGAAAUCAUUUAUCUGGGAAGAUACCUUCAAGUAUCGGGAAGAUGAGCGACUACAGCAUGGUACACUUCGGGGGAAACCAAUUUUCCGGCACACUUCCGGCGGAUAUCGGCGAUAUGGCCCUCGUCGUGUUCAAUAUUUCUCAGAACGAAUUCUCAGGGCGAGUUCCGAUGCAGCUUGGCAACCUCAAGUGUUUGAGGAAUCUUGAUUUAUCAUAUAACAAUUUCUCAGGGACGUUUCCGACGAACUUGAACAAUCUGACAGAUUUGAGCAGCUUUAAUGUCUCCUACAAUCCGUAUAUCUCCGGCUACAUUCCAGACACAGGACAACUUGCAACUUUUGAAAUAUGGUCGUUCCUCGGUAAUCCAUUGUUACGUCUGCCUUCUUUCAUAAAAAAUUCAACAAACAGCUCAUCUUCUACCAGUGGAAGAUCAACACCACCAAAAUGGGGAGCGGUUUUGAUUUUCAUCUUUCUUUUACUCGCCUUCUUUGUGUGUGGUGUCAUGACAAUCAUAAUCUGCAUGGCCACCAAGUCCACCAUGGAACCACCACAGUUUCUUCUGCCGGAAAUAAAGCCACGAAAUGGCUAUGAUGACUCUUCGCCAUGGUUAUCAGAUGGGGUGAAGGUAAUCCGUUUGGACAAAACCGCGUUCACGCAUGCAGACAUUUUGAAGGCCACAGGAAACUUUUCGAAUGAUAGAAUCAUUGGAAGAGGUGGUUUUGGGACGGUUUACCAUGGUGUUUUGCCGGAUGGGAGGGUAGUUGCAGUGAAGAAGAAGCUAAGAGAAGGCGUAGAGGGGGAAAAAGAGUUUAAAGCCGAAAUGGAAGUAUUAACAGGAAACGGGUUCGGGUGGCCCCACCCGAACCUCGUUACACUAUAUGGAUGGUGCUUGGAUGGAUCCGAAAAGUUAUUGGUUUACGAGUACAUGGAAGGUGGUACAUUAGAAGAUGUGAUUCAAGAUCGAAUUGGGUUCCCAUGGAGGCGGCGAAUCAAUAUCGCCAUUGAUGUUGCACAUGCACUUGUGUUCUUACACCAUGAGUGUCAUCCUCCAAUUGUUCAUCGAGAUGUAAAAGCUAGCAAUGUGUUACUAGACAAGAAGGGGACGGCUCGUGUGACGGAUUUUGGGUUGGCUAGGGUGGUUGACGGUGGUGGUAGUCAUGUUAGCACGAUGGUGGCUGGGACAAUCGGGUAUGUAGCACCGGAGUAUGGCCAAACAUGGCAAGCCACAACAAAAGGUGAUGUCUAUAGCUAUGGUGUAUUGGUGAUGGAGUUGGCGACAGGGAGGAGGGCGGUGGAAGGAGGAGGAGGAGAGUCUUUGGUGGAGUGGUCGAAAAGGGUGAUGGGGCGUUGGUCCUUGAUUCCGGUGUCACUUAUGGUGUCUGGACUAGCUGAAGGGGCGGCGGAAAUGCGUGAAUUGUUGCGAUUGGGAGUUAGGUGCACUGUGGAUGCACCUCAAUCUCGACCUGAUAUGAAGGAGGUGCUAGAAACGUUGGUUCGAAUUUCGGCUAGGUCAAAAGGAUUUUAAAUAUGUGAAUGUAAAUGUAGAAAUAUGUAUGUUGUACUUAAAUGUUAAACGUAUUAAAUUGUAAUUAAUCUUACUAAAACUCCAUUGUAAUAACUAUUUCUUAGACCAUUUCAAUCCAAC
Messenger RNA from Lactuca saligna, 3618 nucleotides. The record is from the annotation of a GenBank genome assembly. NCBI's taxonomy places the organism in Eukaryota, Viridiplantae, Streptophyta, Magnoliopsida, Asterales, Asteraceae.